AUGAAUAUCGACUGGAAACUCAACCCACCUAUGGCAUCGCACAUGGGCGGCGUAUGGGAGCGCCAGAUCCGUACCAUUCGGAAAGUUCUAUCUGCGCUAUUCUACAACCACGGGACUCGCCUUGAUGACGAAUCAUUCCGCACGCUUCUCUGCGAGGUAGAAUAUAUUGUGAACUCAAGACCGAUCACGACCUGUUCUGAUGAUCCUGAUGACAUGGAACCACUAAGUCUGAGUCAGAUCCUCCACAUGAAGUCACCCAAGAGGUUAAUACCGGGACCUUCGCAACCAGAAUAUGUGUACUCGAGAAAAAGGUGGCGUAGAGUACAAUAUUUGUCGGACUUGUUCUGGAGCAGAUGGAAAAGGGAGUACAUAGUCAGCCUGCAGCAACGCCCCAAAUGGAACAAACAACAACGAAUUACACGGGAAGGUGACAUCGUGCUCCUGAAAGACGAGAACACGCCAAGACUUCACUGGCUCCUAGCACGUGUAACAGAGGUGCUGCCAGACUCCAGAGGUGUUGUGAGAAGCGUCAAACUUCGAACCCAAUCUUCUGAACUGCACAGACCAGUGAGCAAGCUCGUACUCUUACUUCCAAAAGAAGAUCAAGUGUUAUAG
This is a messenger RNA of Macrobrachium nipponense, 615 nucleotides long. RefSeq lists its product as uncharacterized. The coding region runs from base 1 to 615 and encodes 204 amino acids. The record is from RefSeq and is a predicted model, not a curated record. NCBI's taxonomy places the organism in Eukaryota, Metazoa, Arthropoda, Malacostraca, Decapoda, Palaemonidae. Gene Ontology annotation, molecular function: nucleic acid binding. The transcript has a single exon.